Messenger RNA from Lates calcarifer (barramundi perch), 2396 nucleotides. It is a transcript of the gene aldocb, whose product is annotated as aldolase C, fructose-bisphosphate, b. The record is from RefSeq and is a predicted model, not a curated record. The coding region runs from base 142 to 1272 and encodes 376 amino acids. The transcript is spliced from 10 exons. NCBI's taxonomy places the organism in Eukaryota, Metazoa, Chordata, Actinopteri, Centropomidae. Gene Ontology annotation, molecular function: fructose-bisphosphate aldolase activity. Gene Ontology annotation, cellular component: cytosol. Gene Ontology annotation, biological process: fructose 1,6-bisphosphate metabolic process; glycolytic process.
CUAAGCUUUUGUAAAGGGUCACGUUGCGCUGCAGCAGUGAAACAGGAGACCGUCCCGCAUCAUCCGCACAACGCUCACCUGCUUUCUGCGCGCUCAGACACCCAUCAGCAGAAACCCAACCACUCUGCUGAAAAUGUAUUGAUGAGGCACGCAGGUGCUACACAAAAGAUAACAGCCACCAUGACUCACCAGUAUCCCGCGCUGACUCCUGAGCAGAAGAAGGAGCUGCAGGACAUCGCUCAGAGGAUAGUAGCUCCAGGAAAAGGCAUCCUCGCAGCUGAUGAGUCCACCGGCAGCAUGGCGAAACGUUUGAACCCCAUCGGGGUCGAGAACACGGAGGAGAACAGGCGUCGCUACCGCCAGCUGCUCUUCACAGCCGACCAGCGCAUCGACAGCUGCAUCGGCGGGGUCAUCUUCUUCCACGAAACCCUCUACCAGAACACAGACGACGGCACUCCCUUCGCCAAGCUCAUCAAAGACCGCGGCAUUGUUGUUGGCAUCAAGGUGGACAAAGGUGUUGUGCCCCUCGCUGGAACAAAUGGAGAGACCACCACUCAGGGUCUGGACGGGCUGUCUGAGCGCUGUGCACAGUACAAGAAGGACGGUGCAGACUUUGCCAAGUGGCGCUGUGUGCUGAAGAUCAGCGACACCACGCCGUCCGAGCUGGCCAUCUUUGAGAAUGCUAAUGUACUGGCACGAUAUGCUAGCAUCUGCCAGCAGAAUGGUAUUGUUCCUAUUGUGGAACCUGAGAUCCUUCCUGAUGGAGACCAUGACCUGAAACGUUGCCAGUAUGUCACCGAGAAGGUCCUAGCUGCAGUGUACAAGGCUCUGUCAGACCACCAUGUGUACCUGGAGGGGACACUGCUGAAACCCAACAUGGUCACAGCCGGACACUCCUGCCCCACCAAGUACAGCAGCGAGGAGAUUGCCAUGGCUACUGUCACCGCUCUGCGUCGCACUGUGCCUCCUGCUGUCCCAGGAGUGACCUUCUUGUCAGGCGGCCAGUCUGAAGAGGAGGCCAGCGUGAACCUUAAUGCCAUGAACAACUGCCCGCUCCCCAGGCCCUGGGCCCUGACUUUCUCCUACGGCCGCGCCCUGCAGGCCUCUGCCCUGAACGCAUGGAGAGGAGAGCUUAGCAACGAGAAGGCCGCGACCGAGGAGUUCAUCAAGCGCGCUGAGGCAAACGGCCUGGCUGCGCUCGGCAAGUACGAGUCCUCUGGAAGCGGCGGUGCCGCAGCAAAAUCCCUCUACGUGGCUAAUCACGCCUACUAAACAUCAAACUACCACAUACUACUGUGGCCUAGUUAUAGUCUUAUAUCUGCUCUGCUAUUCCCCCUCACACCUCCAUCGAUCACAGGCCUGCGCUGUCUACUGUACUUUAGAGUUGUCAGAGUUAUUAAAUUACGUUAUUAGAUAUGUGUAUUUAAAAACAUAACCUGAAACGUGAAUACUAAAGGGAACAGGCUUGUUUUUUUUUUUCUUUAUCUAUUUGAUCAAUCAAACAGUUUUGAGACAAUUUAUGACUGAAGUGGACAGCUGUUUUAUUUAAUGUAUAGCUGUCUGUCUGUAACACUUUUUGGGCUCAGAGAUAGGAAGUUAGAGGCUGCAAAAUGUACAGUAAGUCAAGAUAAUCAGUCAGUAUUCAGUUCAUGCCUCUUCCUAGCUGCACCUGUCUCCACACGCGGUGCUUUCUGCCUUUAUCCCCCCUCAUAAUAAAUCUUGAGACAAACCCAAGCAGGCCAGAUCAGCUUGUGUGUAUCUGUGUUUCGCUUCUAUCAGAACAAACAACGCGACACUAACAUCCUCACUGACAGUGGGACCAACCGAUUUAUUCGUGGCAUCAGUACAAUCCGGUACGGGACAAGACGAAAAGACAAACAGUCUGAAGACUUUUCAGAUUGAGUUGACUUUUAUUUUUUGAGCAACGUCUUAAAGUGUGGGGUGCUCGUUGUACUUUCAGACAGCUGUAGCUCCAGCAGAGGUCAGUAGGCACACUGUAACAAACCGUUAACACACUAGGAUUCAUCCUAACAUUUCUGUUCUCACGCUUCUAAUCACCACUAAUCAGAGGAACAUCUUGUGUGUCUAUUCUAAGUAUAACAUUAGCUUUAAAUUACAUACAGUAAUUAAUGUAUUCAGUUGUGUGAAGGUGUCGAUAUUAUGUGAUGCUUGUGUGUCAUCCCCCUUCUCCUGAUUCCCCCCGGCCCGCCCCACGGGAAGACGAGAUGGUUUCUGUCGACGCACCCAUAAAGUGGACCUAUUUGUGGGGUUAGCAGUGGGGAAGCAGUCACUGCUGUGUUGGAAUACUGUGAUGUUUGUGAUGUUAAUAUUGUUCCUGAAGCACUUGGUGUGUCAAAUAGUGGAGAAAAAUAAACUAAAAUAAACAUUAAAAACUA